Molecule: messenger RNA, 657 nt
Organism: Knipowitschia caucasica
Lineage: Eukaryota; Metazoa; Chordata; Actinopteri; Gobiiformes; Gobiidae
Source: the annotation of a GenBank genome assembly
AUGAGCCGAAGCCAUGGACCGGGAUCUCUGCCCUCAGCCAGCCGUGUUCCGGUGGCUUUCUCUCGGCCUUACAGCUCCGACCGAGAGCCUCAGAGACAGAGGCAGAAAAUGGUCGUGGUCGGUAUACCCAACCCGUUCAUCUGGUUCAGGACCAAGAUUUAUUAUUUUCUAAUCAGGGCAUAUUUCGAUAAGGAUUUCACUAUUCAAGAGUUCACAGAAGGAGCAAAACAGGCUUUUGCACAUGUGUCCAGACUUCUGUCUCAGUGUCAGUUUGAGGCUCUCGAAGGACUAGUGGCCAAAGAUCUCAUUGGAAAGUUAGAAGAGAAAUGUAAAUUUCUGCCGUUAAGCUACAAAAGGGCGCUGUUGGCCGAUCCAGACGAGAUCAUGUACACUACGGCCGGAGACGUGGGCAUUUACUACGACGACGACGGUCGUAAAUUUGUAAGUAUUCUGAUGCGCUUCUGGUACCUGACCAGUGCCAGACUUCCGGACGACUCUUUGGAGGGAGCUCGUGUUUUCCAAGUCGCUCUCGGAGAAGGAGAAGCAGAGACCAAGAGAUUACUGACCGCAAACUACGAAUUUCAGCGAGAAUUCACCAAAGGAGUCGCUCCAGACUGGACCAUCACACGGAUAGAGCACUCCAAGCUUUUGGAUUGA